UUUUCCUGAGUAGGGUUUCUAGGCGCGAUCGAUCGAGAGCGUGGAGGGUUUCUAAGCCGCGAUCGAUCAGAGCGUGGAGCGGCCGAUCAAUCGGAGCAGCAGCGAUGAAUAUCUUCCGGCUCUGCGGCGACAUGACCCAUCUCCUCAGCGUCGUGGUGCUGCUGCUCAAGAUCCACACCAUCAAGUCUUGCGCCGGGAUUUCUCUCAAGACGCAGGAGCUCUAUGCCCUCGUCUUUGCGACGCGCUACUUGGAUAUUUUCACGCACCAUGUCUCGCUCUAUAACACGGUUAUGAAAAUAAUUUUUCUCGGAACCUCUUUCACGAUCGUGUGGUACAUGAGGCAUCACAAGGUCGUGCGCCAGACUUACGACAAGGAGCAGGACACUUUCAAGCAUUACAUGCUGAUCAUUCCAUGCUUUGCUCUCGCGCUCCUGAUCAAGACCAAAUUCACUCCACUGGAGGUUUUGUGGACGUUUUCUAUCUACCUGGAGGCUGUGGCGAUCUUUCCUCAGCUGGUGUUGCUACAGCGAACCAAAAACAUCGACAACCUCACCGGGAACUAUGUCUUUUUGCUUGGGGCAUAUCGAGGGCUGUAUCUGUUGAAUUGGAUCGUUCGGUAUUUCACUGAAAAGGGCUACAGGCAAUGGAUAACAUGGAUAUCUGGAAUUGUACAGACCGCACUGUAUGCGGACUUCUUUUACUAUUACAUCAAGUGCUGGAGGAACAACGAGAAGCUUCAUCUUCCUUCUUGAACGUAGAUUCUUGUAUCUAAGCAGAGAGAGGAAGAGCGGCGAAGAACGCUCUCAGGGAUCAUCUACUGGAAUGUGAGUCUUUGCUUGAGCAAAUUUUCUUCUUUAUCUCUUCA
Molecule: messenger RNA, 865 nt
Organism: Selaginella moellendorffii
Lineage: Eukaryota; Viridiplantae; Streptophyta; Lycopodiopsida; Selaginellales; Selaginellaceae
Product: ER lumen protein-retaining receptor
Exons: 6
Coding region: 105-752 (215 amino acids)
Biological process (GO): endoplasmic reticulum to Golgi vesicle-mediated transport; protein retention in ER lumen
Cellular component (GO): cis-Golgi network; endoplasmic reticulum; membrane
Molecular function (GO): ER lumen protein retrieval receptor activity
Source: RefSeq, a predicted model, not a curated record